Molecule: messenger RNA, 1784 nt
Organism: Oryza sativa Japonica Group (Japanese rice)
Lineage: Eukaryota; Viridiplantae; Streptophyta; Magnoliopsida; Poales; Poaceae
Product: crocetin glucosyltransferase, chloroplastic
Molecular function (GO): UDP-glycosyltransferase activity
Source: RefSeq, a predicted model, not a curated record
UUGAGUUCGUGGAUGCGACACUGCCAUCUCGAACUCUUGUGCACUCCUCUCGCUCGCCACACGAAACGCCACACCACUAACAGAUAAAAAAUAGCUGGCCAAUUGCCACCCAUUUUGCCUAUGCGCCAUAGCUGAGCUGAGCUAGAGCUCUCACUACAGCUAGCUAACCGAGAGCCACACGUCGGUGACUCGUGACCUGUGGAGCCAUGUCGCCGACGCCGAGGCCGCACUUCCUCGUGCUCACGUUCCCGCUCCAGGGCCACAUCGCGCCGGCGCUCCGCCUCGCCAGGCGCCUGCUCGCCGCCGCCCCCGACGCGCUCGUCACCUUCUCCACCGCCGCCGCCGCGCACCGCCGCAUGUUCGCCGAGGGGGAGGGCGGCGACGGCGACGGCAGGCUCGAGCUCCUCCCGUUCUCCGACGGCACCGAGAACGGGUUCGUCAAGCGCGGCGACGCCGCGGAGCUCGGCGCGUACAUGGCGUCGUUCCACGCCUCGGGCCGGCGCAGCGUCGGGGAGAUGGUCGACGCGCUCGCGGCGCGGGGGCGCCCCGUGUCGAGCGUCGUCUACACGCUCCUCCUGCCGUGGGCGGCCGACGUCGCGCGCGACCGCGGCGUGCCGUCCGCGCUCUACUGGAUCCAGCCCGUCGCCGUGCUGGCCAUCUACUGCCACUACUUCCACGGCCUCGGCGGCGUCGUCGACGAGCACCGCCGCGACCAUUCGUUCGUCCUGGAGUUCCCGGGCCUUCCGCCGAUGGCGGCCGGGGACCUCCCGUCCUUCCUCACCGAAGCCACCGACCCCUCCGACUACUUCCACAGCAUCUUCACCACGUUCCGCGACCUGUUCGACGCCCUCGACAGGGAGACACCCAAGGCCACCGUGCUCGUCAACGUGUUCCAAGAACUCGAGGCGGACACGCUCGCCGCCGUUGGGGCGUACGACGUGCUCCCCAUCGGCCCGGUGCUCCCGUCCGGCGACGACGCCGCGCUGUUCAAGCAGAACGACGCCAAGUACAUGGAGUGGCUCGACACCAAGCCGGCCGGCUCGGUGGUGUACGUCGCGUUCGGGAGCUUAACCGUCAUGGCGAAGGGGCAGGUCGACGAGCUGCUCCAUGGCCUCGAGGAGAGCGGGAGGCCGUACCUCUGCGUGGUGCGGAAGGACAACAAGGCCGCCGUGGCGGAGACGGGCGACGCGACGGCGGCGGCGGCGGCGCGCAGGAACGGCGUGGUGGUGGAGUGGUGCGACCAGGUGCGCGUGCUGUCGCACGCGGCGGUGGGGUGCUUCGUCACGCACUGCGGCUGGAACUCGGUGCUGGAGAGCAUCGCGUCGGGCGUGCCCAUGGUGGGCGUCCCGCGGAUGUCGGACCAGCAGAUGAACGCGCGGCUCGUCGAGCGCGACUGGCGCGUCGGCGUGCGCGCGGAGGUGGACGGCGGCGACGGCGUGCUGCGCGCGGCGGAGCUGAGGCGGCGGGUCGAGGAGGUGAUGGGAGACGGGGAGGCGGCGGAGGUGCGGCGCUCGGCGGCGGCGUGGAAGCGAGCGGUGGCGGAGGCUCUAGGGAAAGGAGGGUCGUCGGAUCGUAAUCUGACGGCCUUCGUGGAGGGUGCCAGAAGUGUCAUUUGAAAACGACAUAAUUUGAAAACGUUAUAAGAUGUAUUUUAAUUUGAAAACGAUUUGGGGAUCCUAGGGUCUUCCCUUGUUGGUUUGGCUGUUUGUUCACUUGUAUGUACAACCUCUACUGAACUACUCCCUCCGUCCUAUGAUAUAAGGGAUUUUGAGUUUUUGCUUGCA